Homo sapiens (human) is the source of this 2381-nucleotide messenger RNA. RefSeq names its product monocyte to macrophage differentiation associated 2 (gene MMD2). NCBI's taxonomy places the organism in Eukaryota, Metazoa, Chordata, Mammalia, Primates, Hominidae. The record is from RefSeq and is marked reviewed. Gene Ontology annotation, cellular component: Golgi membrane; membrane. The coding region runs from base 171 to 983 and encodes 270 amino acids. The transcript is spliced from 7 exons.
GGGCGCCUCCAGCUCCGGCUCGGGCUCCGGCUCCGGCUCCGGGCGCCGACCAGGUCCCCUUGGCCCCCGCCGCGCGCCCUCCAACCUGCUGCUGCCGCCGCCGCGCCCCCCAGGCUCUGCCAGCUACCCGCGCUCUGAGCCCGGGGCCAGAUUCCCAUGGAAGCGCCGCGAUGUUCGCCCCCCGGCUGCUGGAUUUCCAGAAGACGAAAUACGCGAGGUUCAUGAACCACCGAGUCCCUGCCCACAAGAGGUACCAGCCCACAGAGUAUGAACAUGCGGCCAACUGUGCCACCCAUGCUUUCUGGAUCAUCCCCAGCAUCCUGGGCAGCUCCAACCUCUACUUCCUGUCGGACGAUGACUGGGAGACCAUCUCUGCCUGGAUCUACGGCCUCGGCCUCUGCGGCCUCUUCGUGGUGUCCACUGUGUUUCACACCAUCUCCUGGAAGAAGAGCCACCUCAGGAUGGUGGAACACUGUCUACACAUGUUCGACCGGAUGGUCAUCUAUUUCUUCAUAGCGGCUUCCUACGCACCCUGGCUGAACCUUCGGGAGCUGGGCCCCUGGGCCUCCCACAUGCGCUGGCUGGUCUGGAUUAUGGCUUCCGUGGGCACCAUCUAUGUCUUCUUCUUCCAUGAGCGAACAGGGAGCUGUGUGCAGUUUCUUCGUGGGGAGGCAUGUCCUAAGGCCGGCACGGCUUGUCUUCCUGCCAGGUACAAGCUUGUGGAGCUUCUCUGCUACGUCGUAAUGGGCUUCUUCCCCGCCCUGGUCAUCCUCUCCAUGCCCAACACCGAGGGCAUCUGGGAGCUGGUGACCGGAGGGGUCUUCUACUGCCUGGGCAUGGUCUUCUUCAAGAGUGACGGGAGGAUCCCCUUUGCCCACGCCAUCUGGCAUCUCUUUGUAGCAUUUGGUGCUGGUACCCACUACUAUGCCAUCUGGAGGUACCUCUAUCUGCCCAGCACCCUGCAGACCAAGGUGUCCAAAUGAGGUGACCCAGACUUGAGAGGUCGUUUGGGCUUUAGGAGUGGAGCACGUUUCUGUGAACGUUAACCCAGAGCACAGCGCCAAGGCCUGUCUUCCCUUUAUUGGGUAGAGUUCUUGAUGGCUCCAAGGUGACUUCUGGUGACAGCCAGAUCAUCCCUCGAGUCCCCAGCGAGAAAGAAAGCAUUUAGCCAUUCUUACAGAGGAGAAAUUAACCCUGUAAUGUGUUUCUAUUUUAGAUGAGUGUUUCCUAAUACAAGCAACAUUAACAUCUUCAGAAAAGGAAGCAGGCAUGGUCCUGGAAAAUUGGGGAAUGACGGGCCAAUCUGUGUUUCCUAAGGUCCUGAAGAAUCUGGCAAAGAGUCCUGUGGGUUGUUUAUACCUGGGUGGCCAGGGCCUCCCUCUCUGUUACCAAAGUCCAGGCUGGCGAAUUGUCUCUGGUUCAGGGAAAGGGGACAGCCCAGCUUGAAGAUGAGGGAUGGUGAAUGGCUGUGACCAUGGCAGACAUCACCAAUCAAGUGCAGCACAUGGGUGAUGUCAGAAUUCUUCCCAGCACAGUGUUCUGGGCAGCCAGUACCAAUCAAUUUGGCACUCAUGAUGGGACCUCUUUGCCCUUCCUGUCUGGUGUGCUCUGAAAUGGGAUAAUGGCCAGAGUAGCUGAAAAUCUCCAAAUGGGCAUUUGCAUGCCUAUCUCCUCAUCUCCCCCUCCCUUUUGGGAAACUCCUGGAGUAGGCAGUUUGGGGGCGGUAGAGGGAAACUGAGGCGCACACCCAUGCAGCCCCUGAUGUUCUGUUCCACCGUAGUUGAUUCUCAGUAGAGUUGGGAAUGAGGAUGCUGUUACUUGGCCAUUUCUUCCCAUCUCCAAAAAUCCAGAGACAUUACGAGAGCUAUUCAUUCAUAAGAUGGGGCAAACAGCCCCCAGGCACUUGCUCCCUGCUCCAUACUUAAGGUUUGUGAUGCCAACAUUUGGAUUCUCUCUUGGUGCCAAUCAGUGGCUGUUAGAGGCUACUCAGGUGUACCCCAAACAGAAGGCACAUGGAUCUGGGGCGACUGUUCCAGGUCCUCCCAACCUCUGAAGUGCUCAGUAGCCCAACAACAAGGCUGCUGGGGGCCUGUUCUUCAGCCCCCGUCAGGGCGGGGCCAGCCUCUCUGUCCAAUGCUGCCUGGACAUUUACUGGGGAGGUGAGUAGCAGGCCCAGCUCCAGGAUCUGAAUUGGAAUCUCAGAUUCUCUGGAUAAAGAAUCUGUCUCAAGUCAGGAGGUCCUCAUUCUGCGACUCCCAACCAGGGUGGAGUGGGCACAGACAGGAUGCCUUAUGCUUAUCUCUAGCACAUUCCAGGGGGUUCCAGGGUUCCUGCACCUGGAAUCCAGUGUGUCCAAGCCAGUAUUAAAUUAUCUCAACACA